Molecule: messenger RNA, 926 nt
Organism: Arabidopsis lyrata subsp. lyrata
Lineage: Eukaryota; Viridiplantae; Streptophyta; Magnoliopsida; Brassicales; Brassicaceae
Product: vacuolar protein-sorting-associated protein 37 homolog 2
Exons: 7
Coding region: 123-770 (215 amino acids)
Biological process (GO): ubiquitin-dependent protein catabolic process via the multivesicular body sorting pathway; protein targeting to membrane; protein targeting to vacuole
Cellular component (GO): ESCRT I complex
Source: RefSeq, a predicted model, not a curated record
CAUAAAGAAGAAAAAACGAUUUUGAGGCAAUUUGCCGAUUCCUCAAUCAUUUUAUCUGCUGAAUUAGCAGCAACUUUUUUUCUUUUCGAAAUCGAAACCACUUUCGGUGGACUCUACGAACCAUGUUCAAUUUCUGGGGAUCAAAAGAACAACAACAAGGGCAGUCUCCAGAAGCGUCUGCAACCCCGUGGUAUUCACCAUCUCUGGUCACUUCGCCUAGCUCAUCCCGGUCUCAAACAUCAGGGCAGAUUCCGCCACAUGUUUCACCAGGGGAAGCCGCCGGCAUUAUUGCCAUUUUAAAAGACAAAAGUGUGGAUGAGCUCAGGAAGCUUCUGUCUGACAAGAAUGCGUAUCAACAGUUUUUGCACUCGCUUGACCAGGUCACUAUUCAAAACAAUAUAAGAGAAGAGCUUCGCAAAGAAACAUUGCAUCUAGCUAGAGAAAACUUGGAGAAGGAACCACAGAUAGUGGAGCUCAGAAACCAAUGCAGAAUAAUCCGGACAUCCGAGCUUGCGACUGCUCAAGAGAAGCUCAAUGAGCUGGAGAAUCAAAGAGAAGAGAUCCUCAAAUUCUACUCUCCAGGUUCUCUUCUUCAUAGACUUCAAGAUGCUAUGAACAAGGUCGAUGAAGAAUCCGAGGAGCUGCAACAGAAGUUAAUGGAGAAGGAUAUUGACACAGCUGCAUUUGUGCAGAAAUACAAAAAGCUAAGAAGCAAGUAUCAUCGACGGGCUUUGAUUCAUCUCGCUGCUAAAACUUCAUCUAUCAGUUGAGAAAACGAAGCUCUUUUUGUUUCUUUUCCGUAUGUGUAAGUAAACAAAAAUGGUUCAAAGUCGAGAUCUAUGUACGAGAUCAAUAUAUCAUUGUACUAUUUACAGACUCAUGUUCUCUAUGAAUCUGAAUCUUCUAAUGUUAUGUUCUUCCUGGUU